Molecule: messenger RNA, 657 nt
Organism: Ostrea edulis (European flat oyster)
Lineage: Eukaryota; Metazoa; Mollusca; Bivalvia; Ostreida; Ostreidae
Exons: 4
Coding region: 161-616 (151 amino acids)
Source: RefSeq, a predicted model, not a curated record
UUUGGGUCCUCAAUGUCGUGAAUGAGCUCCGCGCUAAUGUAAUGUUAGCGUGAUGGAGGGCGAUACUGAUAGCUGCAACACGUGCAGAGAGAUCGAUCCUCGGAUGAACGAAGUGUGCUCUUGGGACUUUUAAUUUCAUGGUAUAAGGUCGUAGAUCACCAUGAAGUUUCUGGUACUGAUACUCGUUGUUAUGGUUUGUGGGACUGGGGGCUAUGGAAGUCUUUCACAUCACAGUAACAAUCUGGUACAGAUGUUCUCCGACUAUCUCUCCGACAUGGAAACCAGACAGAUGAACAUGGCAUUGCACAAUAGGAAACGUGACGUGGGCAAUCCCACACCGGAGCAGCUGAGGAUAUGUACAGGCCGGAGAGACUGCGGAAGCGUUGUACAGAACUUCGGUUUUCUAUAUGAUGCAAAGAGUGCCAUCGAGAUAUGCAAUAGUAGUUAUGUUACAAAGGCGGCCGGGGUGAAAUGCUUCGACAGGUACCCCAGUUGUAAAUACCUCCGCGACAAGUUUAGUGUCUGCGAAAAAGAGGAAGUGGCAAGCAAGUUGGGAUGUGACCUUACAUGCGGGAAAUGUGAACCACUGCCAAAAUUUGGAAGCAAGAAAUCCUAAUCAUGUGACAAAACCUAAUCAAAUUAAAAGUAUUGGUCACA